GACUGAAAGACCCGCCAAACACGCAGCUAGACAACGAUGGAACUAGGAAGUAGCUGUCAGGUGGCAAUCUGAGCCACGUAUUAAGCUUACGUGUACGGUUAUAAUUAGUUUGCGUUGAGGAAAUUUCACUGGUUUUCCAUUUUCCUUGAGACUAGGGCUGACAUGGAAGUCCUUUGGGAGAGGAAAAAGAAAGACGACUGGAAAGUCUGGAACGCGGGAAUGGCACAAUAAAGUCCAUUGACUUACAGGCACUCUUCCAUGGGCCAAGUUGAAUGCCCAUGUCCUUGUCUUCAACCAAUACCCACAAACCACUUCCCUCAUCUUCCUCGAAAAUUCUUCAACAUUUCCCUCAUCCCCACUUUAUGCCUUUUUCUUCUUUCAUCAACCGUCACCUCCACCGCUCAACCUCCCAUCUCUUCCGCCUUUUCCUCGCCAAUUCAGUUGCCCCAUCCGCGCCAUGCCCUGCCACCGGGCUUGUCUUGGGUCCCGAUAUCAUUUUAAAUUUUGCUAUACACUCUGUACUCCUAACUGUUCCCUUCUAUGUUCUCCAAAGUCACUUCCGCCGCAUCUGCCUUUGCUCCCGUCUUCCGGUAACCCACCCCGCCCCCAUCCCUCGGGAAAGACUCUACUUCUUCUCAGUUUGAUCUCCACAGCUACUUUCAUCGUCGCCAUCUUCAUGGUUUGUCUUCUUGUCAAGAAAUUGAAGGAGUAUCGUAACUCCAGACAGAAUGGGCCGCCUCUGUUCGAUGUCCACAGAGAGAACCUCCCCGAUGAAGAUGAAGAAGCACCCGUCCUUGACCACCACGUAUGGUACAUCAAUACCGUCGGUCUCCAGCAAUCGAUCAUCGAUUCAAUCACCAUGUUCAAGUACAGGAAGGACGAGAAAUUAAUCGAAGGAUCAGACUGCUCGAUCUGCCUCGGCGAGUUUCAAGACGACGAGAGCCUUCGACUGUUGCCUAAAUGCAGCCACGCCUUCCAUGUUCCCUGCAUCGACACCUGGCUGAGAUCGCACAAAAACUGCCCCCUUUGUCGUGCUCCAGUGCUGUCCAACUCCGCCGCCCCUAAUUUAGUCCCCACCGAACCGAUCAGAAACCAGCCGCCGGCGAUCGAAGUUACCCAAAUGGAAACAGAGGCCGUCGAGGAAGAAAACAGAGGAGAUGCAAACAGUGGAGAAGGGGGUAGCAAUAGUGGAGGGAAUUCUGAAAUUCCAAUCAAAGGGCUGUCUCUGACUUUGAGUGAUUUGACUGAGAAUCAAAUUCGCGAGGCUGUGGAAGACGAAGGACAAGCGAUAAGAAGGUCGGUUUCUAUGGAUUCAGUUUCUGCAAUGGCGAUUUAUCAGGCGACGGCCAAAAUACAAAUUCCAGAAGAAGGUUCUUCUUCAAGUGGGGCGUUAGUGGAAGUGAAGAAUUCAGUCUCUUCGAGGAAUGUUCCCUUCCCAAAGCGGGGAGUCGGAAAUCAGAGCUUGUAUAAUCUCGUGAAGAGCAUUCCAUUUGGGCGUUCUGUGCAAAAGGGGGGGAUCUCGAUGAAAAUGUUAAGUUCGGGUAGAAGGAAGAUACAUUCGGCCAGGCAUUACAGAAGCCAGAGCUCGGUCCUUCCGAUGUGAGAAAUAAAGAAAUCUUAAUGUCCGCGAAACUCACAAUCUUUUCUGUACAGUUCCAAGAAGCUGCCCUGCUCCUACACGUGUAUGGUAAGGUGUUCAAGCUGCUGCAACUCUGGUCUGUUCUGUUGGGGUUUUUUCUAAAAGGUAAUAUACGAAUAGAAUAAAUAAAGAAGAAGAUGGGCUUAUUUAUUUAUCUCAAUGCCUCGGCUUUUGUAACAUUCCUAGUUAUCUGCACAUUGACAAACGAGGGCUGCUGAUUUGAAUUUUGGAGGUUAAAAGUUAGUUUUACAAGUAAAAAUGUAUUUUUGGCUACACUACACUACAUUAAUGUACGGGGAACAUCUCUACUUGACGUGAGCUGCACGCAAGUAUGGAGUUUUAUUCUCUACAAACUCAUAUGCAAUAAACUAGUUCGAAGAUGAAUAUGGUAUUAGAUGAUUUUCUUACU
Cucurbita maxima (winter squash) is the source of this 2048-nucleotide messenger RNA. RefSeq names its product RING-H2 finger protein ATL54-like. The record is from RefSeq and is a predicted model, not a curated record. The transcript has a single exon. The coding region runs from base 458 to 1603 and encodes 381 amino acids. Gene Ontology annotation, biological process: protein ubiquitination. NCBI's taxonomy places the organism in Eukaryota, Viridiplantae, Streptophyta, Magnoliopsida, Cucurbitales, Cucurbitaceae.